AUGAGGGCUCAUAUGACUGGGGAUUCAGAUUCAGCAAACUUUUCAAACCUUCUUCUUACAAUUGGAGAUGGACACCUCCCUUAUGUAGAAGUACCUGAUACAAUUUUAGUUCCUGAAGAACUUGGCAAAUGUGUUGAGAAACUAGAGGAUUUGAAGGCAAGAGUGUAUCCAGACUUGAGCUUGAAUGGAAAACAUCCAGACUGGCUUGCUGAGCGAGCGAUUGUUUCUCCAUUAAAUGCCAAUGUCAACAAGUUGAAUAAAUGGCUAAUGAGUGAAUUUCCAGGGCAGGAAAAUGUGUACAAAUCUAUUGACACUACAACAAAUGAUGAUGAAGCUGUACAGUAUCCUACAGAGUUCUUGAAUUCAAUUGAGCUUUCUGGAAUGCCUCCCCAUCUUCUGAAAGUUAAAGUUGGUUCUCCGAUCAUGAUUUUGAGAUCAUUGGACCCACCCCAAACAAUAAAUGGAAUAAGAUGUGUUGUAACAAGAUUGCAUGAGAACUUGAUUGAAGCAACCAUUAUAUUCGGCCCUUACAAAGGUCAAGCUCUUCUCAUUCCGAGGAUUCCACUUAUACCAAGUGAUAGCGAGUUGCCUUUUGCAUUUAGGAGGCUGCAGUUCCCAGUGAGGCCAUGCUUUGCCAUGAGCAUCAAUAAGAGUCAAGGUCAAACUUUCAAAAACUAUUGGUAUAGAUCUGACAAACCCAUGUUUCAGUCAUGGCAUGUUUUAUGUGGCUGUUUCAAGGACUGGAACUUCAAAAAACCUCUACAUUUUAGCCAAUCAAAGAAAGACAAGAAAUGUUGUUUACCCUGA
This is a messenger RNA of Homarus americanus (American lobster), 807 nucleotides long. RefSeq lists its product as uncharacterized. Bases 1 to 807 code for a protein of 268 amino acids. The transcript has a single exon. Lineage: Eukaryota; Metazoa; Arthropoda; Malacostraca; Decapoda; Nephropidae. The record is from RefSeq and is a predicted model, not a curated record.